AUAGCAGUGAUCUGGCUUAAGUCGGACAAUUAAUUUAUUUCUUGCUGUUUGUUAGUAUGGAUUUGACUGGAACUCAAAGAAUAUAGAUUAAAGAAUGGUGUAAACGGAAUGGUCAUCUGGACUGGUGCUACAGACAUAUCCUACACUGCCUGUGGCCAUUUGUUACACCUUUAACUGCAUAGUCUCCUUGGACCUUCAGAUGCAAGCCAGAGUGAUUAAAGCCAUGACAGCACUGGAGCUGAGGAGGUCAAUGUGAAUGGAACUAUGAAUAGCUGCUUGGGGGUUACUCUGAACGGAUCAACUCAAACAGUCAUCCCGCGCAAGCAAGAGUUUUUUCAUGUACCUUACAUCGCAGCUGAAGUAACGAUAUCCAUUCUAUCUACAUCUGGAAAUCUGUUGGUUUGCAUUGCAGUGGGACGCAACAAGAAGCUCCAAACCGUCACCAACUACUUCUUGGUCUCUUUGGCAGCAGCUGAUUUCUUUGUAGGCACACUGGCCAUUCCCUGUGCUAUUAUGACAGACCUGGGUCUCCCCCACAAUAAUCUGUACCUGUGCACUACUAUUGUGUACAUGCUUAUCACGCUAACCCAGAGCUCUGUCUUCAGCCUGCUAGCAAUAGCCAUUGAGCGCUAUGUGGCAAUCCUGUUGCCGUUCCACUACCAGAGGCUCCUAAAGCCAAGGAAUGCUAGGCUAGUCAUACUGCUAACCUGGUUUCUCGCUUUCCUUUUGAGCACAGUGCCAUUGCUAGGCUUUCAGAAGCGAUCCAGUCAGAUUAACUACUGCUUCUUUUCCUGUGUGGUGGACAUAGCCUUGAUGGUGUACUUCAACUUCUUUGGUUGUGCUCUGAUUCCCCUGCUGGCGAUGUUUUUCAUUUAUGUUCACAUCUUCCUAACCGUGAGGAGGCAGGUGAGGCGCAUUGCAGCAUUACGCUGUGCAUUAGAAACACAAGCUAGGCAAAAUUCAGCCAUGCGACGCGAAGCAAAGAAGGCCACCUCGAUUCUCCUGCUUAUCUUCCUUUUUGUGCUGUGCUGGAUGCCAAUGCAUAUCAUGAAUUGCUUGCAGCAGUUCUGUCCACAAUGCUCAGUGCCAGUGCCUCUUAUUUUGACAGCAAUCAUCCUUUCCCAUGCCAAUUCGGCCAUUAAUCCUGUGCUCUACGCCUACAAGAUGAAAUCCUUCCGUCAGGCGUUCAAAGACAUGUUUCUUUGUUGUCGAGUUACUCCUCCACUGUCUGAUACUACUGACAGCAAUGGGACUUCAAAAAAACCACAAGUGUGAAAUAAUGUAGGCACUUGCAACAGUAGUCUCACUAAGAAACUACUUAUAAGGAGAACUAUUGAGGGAUAAAUGUGAAAAGUACUUGGUACACAAAUGCUUACAUAAUCUUACUUGGCAAGUAUAUGUUGUGUGUCUUAGUGUCAGCAAUACUGCUAUUCAAAAGUCUGUAAAUAUAAAUAUUAAAGAUGUAACUGAAUAUAAAUACAUUAUUAAGAUUGAACAGAUAAUGCAUCCUAAAUGAAUAGAAAUACAGGUACAUUUUUUUUAGAAGACUAGAUCCUGUGGGAAGCACCAAAAAAAAGUCAUACAAGUGGAGUGGGAGGUUUUUAUGAAACUCGCAGUACAAAGAAAGAUCCUGAUCAUUAGCAUGUGAAUGUGUAGUAUUUCAUACUCACUGCCUGUCAGGGUCUAAAUUAUGGCACUAGUCUAUAUUUAUGUUUAUAUGCUUAUAUUUUUUGGAAAUAUAACCAACAAAAACCAACAAAAUUCAUUAGAAAAUGUGGAACUACAAUGCCUAGCCCAAACCUGUUCCAGCAUGACAAUGCCUCUGUGCACGAAGUGAUAUGGUUUACUGAGGUUGGUGUGGAAGAACAGUUGGUGUGGCCUACACAGAUCCCUGAUCUCAACUCCACUGAAGACCUUUGGGAUGAAUUGGAAAGACAGUGAAUUGGAAUGCAUCUAGACAUCAGUGCCCAACCUCUUGUUAGGCUCUUAUGGCUGAGUGGACACAAAUCCCCACAGCCACAGUCCAAAAUCUAGUGGAAAGCCUUCUCAGAAUAAUGGAGGCUGUUAUAACAGCAAAGUGUAAACAACGCAAUAUUAACAUCCAUAGUUUUGGGAUGGGAUGUUCACUACUGAGGUGUCCACAUACUUUUUUGGCCAUGUAGUGUACAAACAAGCUUAGUGUUUUUUUUUUAAGAAAGAUUCUCGGAAGUUUUUGUACUUUCAUGCUAAGUGGACUUCGAUCCAGAAUAGGAUACAUACUAUUCUGUACAAAAUACACUAAAAAUCACAAAAGACAUAUGCGUUUUUUAAUAGAGGUGCUUCUCCAUAUUGUCUACACAGACCACGGUCUGUGCACAGGGCAGCAUGUCUUUGCUGGGGUCUCCAAAAAACAAUUUAAUUAUUAAAAAAAUAAAAGUUAACUUGUACAUUCAUUGUGUAUGUUAUUCGUAAGCUUACACAGUCACAUUAGAGCUCCAUGUUGCAUCUGAUUGAGCCCAAUUAUGAACUCAAUGAUGAUGUAGCUAAAGUUGUUGAGGAGUUGAAUAAAGUUAUGUGCUACAAAUUGCUAUUUGUUGUCAUCGUUUGUGAAUGAAAAAUCACUUAUUUUACCUGUAGCCCUGUUUUUUUUUUUGGCCAAGUGUGGUACCAUAUCUU
This is a messenger RNA of Pangasianodon hypophthalmus (striped catfish), 2655 nucleotides long. RefSeq names its product adenosine receptor A2a-like. The transcript is spliced from 2 exons. NCBI's taxonomy places the organism in Eukaryota, Metazoa, Chordata, Actinopteri, Siluriformes, Pangasiidae. The record is from RefSeq and is a predicted model, not a curated record. Gene Ontology annotation, biological process: adenylate cyclase-activating G protein-coupled receptor signaling pathway; vasodilation; G protein-coupled adenosine receptor signaling pathway. Gene Ontology annotation, molecular function: G protein-coupled adenosine receptor activity. Gene Ontology annotation, cellular component: membrane. Bases 265 to 1275 code for a protein of 336 amino acids.